This is a messenger RNA of Penaeus indicus, 4632 nucleotides long. Its product is annotated as protein piccolo-like. Lineage: Eukaryota; Metazoa; Arthropoda; Malacostraca; Decapoda; Penaeidae. The transcript is spliced from 10 exons. The coding region runs from base 222 to 4340 and encodes 1372 amino acids. The record is from RefSeq and is a predicted model, not a curated record.
CCCGUGUCGUCAGUUUCUCUCCCUCUAUCAGUUCUGUUUGGAGACUUUUUGUGAAGUGUUCGCUAUACAGGUCGAUGGUGACAUAGGUAGCCCAUUCACUAGGACAUUGUUCCUGCACUCUCUCUUCUCUGAUAGCUCUGUUGUAUGGAUUACAAUGGGCGGUUCUUAAGUAUAGUCUAGGGGGUGUCACAGUGUGUGUUGGGAAAAAAGCUUCAUAAAACAUGAGAACAACUUGGAUUAAGCCCUCAUCUGCACAGGGGCCGAAAACGCCUGUGCCUCUUCCUAGAACUAAAUUCAUAAACAAUGCCUCAACAGGGAACCCAACACAAGAUGGGGGAACUCUGCAGCAAGAAGCAAAGAAGGAAGAGUUGGGUGGUCAGACGAGUGGGACUAAAGAAAUUAUUACAAGAAGUCUUUCUAGUCAAGGGAAGUUACCCGAUGCCAAUGCGAAAAACAGCCCCCCUGAAAACGAGUCCUUGGCUGCAGAAAUGAUAAGUCCACCUCCUAAACCUCCUAGAACCUUCAUCUACACCAGUCCUGAAAGUACUCCUUCCAAUCGCCGCGUGGUUCGUCCAGCUUCUACGCCACCCCAACCUCCAAGACCCUCUCUUCGGAGAACUUUUGAAAAUCCUGCGCCAACAGAGGUUAUUCGUUCAUCAAACGUAACUCCCCCUCGCCACCAUGAAUCAAGACGUGGAGGAAAUGAACCGAACAGGACUCCAGAGGACCAGCAACCUACCCCUGGCGUGUCUCCUGUGUCGGAUUCAAAUGGCACGGCAUCGCGCCCGUUGUCGUGUUCCACACCAACCUCAGGGACUAAUCAAGAGGCUAGACCGCAGCCCAGAAGCCAUAGACGCCUCGGGACAUUUGUUCUUCCUCCACUGCCAUCACAGCCACCGCCUCUGCCUCCGACUGCCUCCCAGAGAAGAUCCUCCCAGCCGAAUUCAAUACACAAUAACAAUCAAGCUAAUUCGGCGAACCAAACUGAGUCCAGAAGUGAAGCUGCAACAUCAGCAGUAGUACCAAGGAGGCCAGGCCAGGCCACCACCCAAGAGGCUGUGAUCACGCCAGGGGAGUUUGAAUGUUGCUGCAAAGAAGUCUUCAGUCGUGGCAAAAAGGCUCGGGCGUACAUGGAAAAUGGCCGAUACAUGGAGGCAGCAAACGAAUAUCAAAAGGCCCUUUCAGUGGUAGACAAGGUUCUGAAGACUCAGGUACUCUCCAUCACCACAGAUGAGACCACCAGACAGAAAUUUUUCCAGAUGCAGUCAGCUGUUUUCCUUAGCAGGAAAGAGGCUCUCAACGGCUUCAGUGACGCGCAGGCGGCAGUGGCGGCGCCCCGCGAGAUGCUUGCGGAGAGCACCACCCCCGGGGCACCGCCCACGUACGAUGACGUAAUACGGGAAGAUCAACAGCGAACCUCAGGUUUGCGUCCAUCAAUUCCGGUAAGACCCCCGUCUAUCCGUCCUUCGGGACGUCAGCAACCCCCUGCACGUUGCCCUCAGCCGCGACCACCUCAACCCCGCCAGCCCCAGGAGCAGCCUGCGCCUCCUAGCGUUCGCACCCGAGAACCUCAAUCUUUGCAACAUCCAUCUCGAGAUCAACCGCGCCCACACGGACCCCGUCGUGUGCCGAAUGUUUCACAAAACAGAUCCACGGCGCACCGUCCUCCCUAUGAUCGCAGUGUGACUCACCCUGCCCAUGACCCUCCUUCGCAUUCACCGUCAAGGAGGCCUCAAAACCCAGGCUUAUCACACAAGCGCUCACUCUCUCUUACGGAUGGUGACUUGAGGACUGAGAUGCUGGUGGAUUUGAGUGAUGAUCACCAGCUUUCCCAGCACUUCCCAUCUCGCACAACAGCACCAGUGGAGCUCCGCCCUCUGGUUCCUGCGCGAAUGUCAUAUCCUCGGCCAAAAUCUCACUAUCCACCCCGCGCAGUGCAGGAAGUUCCAGUGAGACCAUCUGUAAGAUCAAGACCAAAAUCUUGCAUUCAGCCGGGUGACCUGUCACCCCUGUCAAAUAUAUCUUUCCAACUGCCGGCCGGGGAUCUUGAUUUGUCGUUGCCCGAACCAAAUUUGCAAGAAGAGUUUGACCCGGAAGACAAAUCGGCACCUCGUGCAAAAGAUGGUAUUAUUGCCGCUAAUUCCACACAAAGUACCACUAACAAGGGAACAGAAGUCGUAGAACAUCUAGACAAUAAGAAAAUGGAUAAUGAAUGUGGAGCUACUUUUUCUGAAUCCCAAAUAUCUGUGCCUAAGAAGUGUGAUUCUAUAAAGCUUGAUGAAACAACCAAGCCACUCUCCUUACGCCAAAGCCUGACAAGCUUGAGUGACAACAGUAUGGGUGAAGAAGAUACAACCAAAGCUUUUGUAAAUGCACAACCAAAUAAACAACCUGCCAUAAAUGAUGAAAGUGAUCAUAAAUUACAGAACAUAAAUGAUAGAACUGAUCAUAAACUACCAAACGCAAAUGAUAAUAUUGAUGGUGCCUUUGAUGACCUUGCACAGGAAUGUGAUAUAAGCAGUUCAGUCGAGAGUGAUUUCGAAAAAUUAAGUCUGACUGAGGGUGAAAAUAAAUCUAGGGGACCUUCAGAUCUGGUAUCUGGAAGUCCUUCUAUAACUUCUAAGUCACCUACAGAAGUCCUUGAUCCUUUUGCUGAUAUAGAUCCAUUCGCGUCGUUUACACCAAAAGAUGAAAACGACAAAUAUCUAUUUCCUGAAGAAUUUUCCUCUCUGCCUAUUACCAUCAACAAAGAUGCAGAACACAAACAGUUAUCAUUAGACGUUCAAGUGGACAACAGACCUCACAGAAAGGUUGAUCGCCUCCACACCCCUCUGAAGCCCAUCGCUGUGCCGGGAGAUAAGCUACAGCCACAUGAUUCUAAAACCGCCAAGGAUGAAGAAGAGGAAUCACGCGACUCGUUCACAGACGAACAAAGGGAAACACUCCUGGAUGCCCUUGACUUUGCCAUCUCCCAAACGCCAGGCCACGCGAGAGUUUCCCCUCAGAGAUCCAACUCGUCCAUUAAAGCUUCUCGGUGUAGGUCCGAGGAUACACUUUUAGACUGCUCCUAUAACACUCUGGGGAUGUAUCUCCAGUCAGCGAAUAUAUGCGCCAGCAGAGCGUCUAUCAUUGAUGAGUUCGAUCCUCUGUCUGAACCAUCAGCUGAACCCCCCGAGUCCAUUCCGGCCAACUCAGAUUCAGCUCAUUAUUCUGAUGGCGAGGAUUGUCCUGAUGGAAUGACUGAAGAGGACAUUGCAAACGAGCCAUACUACGCAGAACCAAGGAAAUUGCUCCGAGAGAUGGAAGAUAGCUCCUCGGAACACUAUGAUGAAUUUGAUAGUAAUUUCGAUUCCCGAAAUAUCACAGAGAAAGUGUCAGAGGUAUCAACCCAUUACUCAGCACGUCAAGGUAACCAACAUAUCUACGCCAAUGCCAGGGCCAGAUACUCUGUGUCCUCUUCUGCGGGAUCGUGGGCUUCCAGUGCCUCUUCAUCUCCCCCUCCGCUGACUCCUUUCGCCGCGGAAUCAUGGACUCCUUGGGAACCUGAACCUCUUGAAACGGGUGUUGGAAGGUCCAAGUUCUAUUCCUCUCCAAUUAACAGCCAGGUCACCACGCCAGAGCCAGUGGCAGGGGCUUCUGCGUCCUCCCCCCCCAUUGCCGCCGUGCCCCCCAGCCCGCACCUCGGCCAAGGCUCCUUCCGCUCUGACUCACGCGAGCUGCUGCGGAUCCGCGAGGGAGUCAAGAUAUUCUUCAUCCAUGACGACAGCAUCGUGACGUCACCAUGGAACCGCCCAUAUCUUUCCAUACUUAAAGACACCAAAAAGACGUGGCUCAUUGGCGAAGGUCUAACCGUUUUCGUGGGGGAUGCCCUGUGGCGGUCGGCCCUCAGCAAGAAGUCGACGCUGGUCUUGCGGACGGAAAAUGGAGUCUACCUUUUCCAGGAGACCGCGGGAAAGCCUGAUUGCCGAGCAGUUGGCGUAAGGGUGCCGACAACAGUCAGGCGAGCUCAGCAUGAGUUAUUUGCACGAAUAAUACAGGAAAACGCCAGGUUAGAAGACGAGCGCCCUUCAGGCAUUACCAAAGCCAUCUCGAAAGGGGCAUCAUCAGCUGCCUCCAAGAUGGAACAAAUGGCCAUGAAUAAAACGGACGUCGUCACCAAUCCUCCGUUUGUGAGGAGGAAUUCUAUCCGAGCGUUGAAGGGGGUGUCCAGAAGAUUGCACGCCAUUGCAGAACGAACCGGAUACACCCAGCAGGAACUACCAGCCGAGUACUCCAACCUGCAAGAAGCGGCAAACGUCUUGCGAUAUGCCCGUACUGCCAAAAGUAUUCAAUACAUUUAAUCAGGACAUGACAUUCUUAGCCACGUUAAGUUGUGGAGAGGCAGCAGCACUCGGGGACGCGAGUCAGGCCCGAUCGGUGAAGCGUUAAGGAAUUUCUCUUCCCUUACAGCACACACAUAAAUACACAGACACACACAGACACACACACACACACACACACACACACACACACACACACACACACACACACACACACACACACACACACACACACACACACACACACACACACACACACACACACACCGUCACAUGCACACACACACACACACACACACCGUCACAUGCACAC